Echinococcus granulosus is the source of this 1356-nucleotide messenger RNA. Its product is annotated as putative complex I intermediate-associated protein 30. NCBI's taxonomy places the organism in Eukaryota, Metazoa, Platyhelminthes, Cestoda, Cyclophyllidea, Taeniidae. Gene Ontology annotation, biological process: mitochondrial electron transport, NADH to ubiquinone; mitochondrial respiratory chain complex I assembly. Bases 1 to 1356 code for a protein of 451 amino acids. The transcript has 5 exons. Gene Ontology annotation, cellular component: mitochondrion. The record is from RefSeq and is a predicted model, not a curated record.
AUGUACUCCACCCGUUACCUUGACCCUACGGGUUCUCAUGUUGUCGCACGUGUGUGUGGCCUCGAAAUUGUACUACCCGGUUUCUCUCGCCGUAGCCUCGCCUUCGACCCUGUUUCUCCGUUGCCCUCUUCACCAUGUCAGUACCUCCACGCUCUAUUUUACACACACCCUAAAGCUGCCCUCUGGUUAGCUUACUUCUUGACCCACAAACGUACCUACGCGCACGCCUCAACCUGCCUGCCUCUGUCCCAGCGAGCGAACAUACAUACAAUGUUUAGACUCACAGUCAGCAGACAUGUUGUGCUACAGAAUGCGCCUUUCGUUUAUCAGUUUCGUCGACGCGGAUUCAUCAAAGUGGAUCGUGCGGGUGGACGCAACCGUGAAAAUGUGUUUGGAGAUCUCAUUCGAUGGUGGAUCCGCUUGAGGCCCUGGAAGGAGGAAGUGGCCACACUUAAACGACGUCUUCGACGUCACAAAGCCGGUUUCGAUCCUAACGUUCAUGGUCAGACGCGCUACCUGGUACGCUUUCCUCAACUCACUGAAUCUGACUUCAAGCUGUGGAGAGUCUGUACCGACGCCGACUUCGACGAGGGCUACUCCACCGCGGAGUUUGUGCGUUCGCCUCGCGGCGCCCUCGGUUCCACCGCUCCUGACCACGAAACCACCGACUUUGUUGCUCCGAUGACCUUCCGCGACGCGCAGGAUCCCCUUAGCCCUAAAGAAAAGGAUGCUCACCCCUUCUCCAUUACGUAUUCCGCCGACAGACCACAGCGUCUGCCGGACCCGGCCAGCCCAGAGUCUUACGUACGUUCGACGUUGUUUUCAUUGGAUCCGCCGCAGGAGUGCUUCAAUGCAGGCUAUGGCCUCUUUCGCGGCAAUAUCAGUACCCGCGUGCCGGAACGCGGCGACCUCGUGCGUUCGGGCUUCGCCCAUCUCCGCUCACCCGAGCACACUCAAUUCGGGUUCCUUAUGGAGUACAACUUCUAUCCCUACACUCACCUUGUCAUUCGCUAUCGUGGCGACGGUCGUACGUACCGGUUGAACAUCCACCCAAAGACGGAAUGGGAUGCCUUCUGGUUCGACAUGCACCAAUUUCCACUAUACACACGCGGUGGUCCCUACUGGUGCAUCUCAAAGUUGCCGCUCUCCGCCUUUUAUCUGAUCAAUCGGGGCACCGUGGUGGACCGGCAGCAACGCAUUUCCCCCUCGCGGGUGCGCAUGAUCUCCUUCACCCUCGCCGACCGCCUGCCCGGACCAUUUGCCCUGGAAAUUGACUAUAUCGCACUCUACUACGAUCGCUUCCACAAGGAGCGUUUCGCCUACGAGCAGUACGACGCCCCCGCUAUCGUUAAGUAG